CCAAACCCAAAACACCGUCAAUCAUGCCUGCCUAUCAUUCAUCCUUCUUGGACUUCCAUGACACUCGCACCGUUGGGAACUUCGCCCUCCUUCCCCUCAAGACCCGCUUCAAGGGUCCAGCAUACCCACUGAGCAACCCACAAGACCCCGACAUCAUCGACGAAUGCAUCGAACUCUUCCGCGCAAACUGUUUCUUCCGUAACUUCGAAAUCCGCGGCCCAGCAGACCGCACCCUCAUCUACGGCAUUCUCUUCAUCUCCGACUGCCUCCAACGUCUCUCCUCCCGUACCCCGCCCACCCAAUCCGAAGCCGUUAAAUCUCUAAACUCGUUGGCGUUGGAGCAGUUUACGAUUCCCGGUGAGCCUGGGUUCCCGAUGAAUGGGAUGUUUGCUCCACCGGCGGGGAGGAGCGAGGGAGAGUUGUUGAAGGGGUAUUUGGGGCAGUUUAGGCAGGAGUUGGGGCAGAGGUUGAUUUUGAAGGUUUAUGAGGGGGGGGAGGGGGGUGCGCCGAGUAAGUGGUGGAUGGCAUUUUCGAAGAAGAGGUUUAUGAACAAGUCUCUGUGA
Saitoella complicata NRRL Y-17804 is the source of this 563-nucleotide messenger RNA. RefSeq names its product arp2/3 complex subunit. The record is from RefSeq and is a predicted model, not a curated record. Bases 24 to 563 code for a protein of 179 amino acids. Gene Ontology annotation, molecular function: actin filament binding. The transcript has 3 exons. Lineage: Eukaryota; Fungi; Ascomycota; Saitoellomycetes; Saitoellales; Saitoellaceae. Gene Ontology annotation, cellular component: Arp2/3 protein complex; cytoskeleton. Gene Ontology annotation, biological process: regulation of actin filament polymerization; Arp2/3 complex-mediated actin nucleation.